Messenger RNA from Epinephelus fuscoguttatus (brown-marbled grouper), 3948 nucleotides. RefSeq names its product RNA polymerase II associated protein 3 (gene rpap3). The record is from RefSeq and is a predicted model, not a curated record. NCBI's taxonomy places the organism in Eukaryota, Metazoa, Chordata, Actinopteri, Perciformes, Serranidae. Gene Ontology annotation, molecular function: protein binding. The coding region runs from base 180 to 2198 and encodes 672 amino acids. The transcript has 18 exons.
CGUUCUCUAUUCGUGGUGAGAUCCGAUCACUCAGACCACAUUUGGAGGUGGUCCGGGCCACAUGUGGCCGCAUUCUUUCAGCAGAGUGUUCCUACAUUACCCAGAAUGCCUGUCAACUACCCCCCAGGGAACAUGUCUGGACUUGUUGCACUCAGCGUUUUAAGGAGUAGGAGGAGGAAAUGAUGGCAGCCACACCACACACAUCAGUAGAGCAAGAUGCUUGGAGUAUCAUGUCCGGGGGAAACAAAGCCAUCGAGCUACAGCUGCAGAUGCGGCAAAACGCGGAGGACCUGCACGGCUUCAUGAGGGAGCUGGAGAGCUGGGAGACGGAUAUCAAGAAGAAGGAUGAGGAGCUGAGGACGGGAGGACUUCAGGAGGUCCAGAAGAAGCUCCCACCUGUGCGCAACAAAGACUACAAAACGAAGAUGAGGGAGAGGAAGAAGAAGAAGAAGGAGCCAACAGGAAACGGUGACGCAAAGGCAGAGGAGCCCAAGGAGGCUCCAAGGAUAAAAGGAUACGACUACAGAUCAUGGGACAAGUUUGACGUGGACAAGGCUCUGGCAGAGAUGGACAAGGAGGAGAGUCCUGCAGAGUCUAAUGAGUCCGACUCUGAGGAAGCAGGAGCUGAUCGGGAGAAAGCGCUGGCUGAGAAAGAACAGGGUAACACGUUUUUUAAAGAAGGGAAGUACGACGACGCCGUUGAGUGUUACACCAGAGGGAUGGGUGCAGAUCCUUACAACCCUGUGCUUCCCACAAACAGAGCCACUGCCUUCUUCAGACUCAAAAAGUAUGCUGUGGCAGAGUCCGACUGCAACUUGGCGAUCGCUCUGGACAGCAACUACUUCAAAGCGUACGCACGAAGAGGAGCAGCACGGUUUGCGCUGAAGAAAUAUGAGUCUGCAUUAGAAGAUUACGAAAUGGUUCUCAAGCUCGACCCCGGGAACACAGAGGCACAGAAUGAAGUGAAGAAAAUCAGAGAGGCUCUCGGAGAUCAGGCACCAGCUGUCCUGAGUGAUGCCCUGCAGCCACAGGAGGCUCAAACAGUGGACCCUGAGCAGCAGAGACUGAUGGAGGAGCAGCAGAAACGACAGGAGGCGGCUGUACAAAAAGACAGAGGCAACGCUUAUUUCAAAGAGGGGAAGUAUGAAGCGGCCGUGGAGUGCUACAGCAGAGGAAUGGAGGCUGACAGCAUGAAUGUCCUGCUGCCUGCCAACAGAGCCAUGGCCUUCCUCAAGCUGGAGAAAUACAAGGAGGCAGAGGAGGAUUGCACCAAAGCCAUUUCUCUGGACAGCACCUACUCCAAGGCUUUUGCCCGUCGUGCCACGGCCAGAGUGGCUCUAGGGAAAAUGGAGGAGGCCAAACAAGAUUUUCAGGAGGUGUUGAAACUGGAGCCAGGGAACAAGCAGGCCUUGAAUGAGCUCCAGAAACUCCAAAUUGAUGUGGCUUCCAGCGGCCUUCUUCAAACACCAGACAGCACACAGAGGAGAACCGUUCAGCCGAUAGACAAACCAACACAUCUGCAGUCAACUAAACCUCUGCGGAGAAUUGAAAUUGAGGAAGUGAGCGGAAAGGUGACGGUGUCUGAGGUGGAGUCAGUCGGGUCCAAGUCCUUCAUCCAGGAGGUGACGAGGGAGGCGGAGGAUGAAUCCUCUCCACUGUCGACAUCACCCAGUGCCAAGAUGAUCAAGAUUGAGGAGAUAGCAGAAGUUCCUACACCCUCGUCUGAGCACAGAGAGACCAAACAGCCAGAGCAGAAGGAAAUCGCUCAUGCUCCUGUACCUGUACCUGCACCGUCAGCCAGCACCUCCCCGACAGUAACAGACCUGCCUCCUCCACCUACCAACAGCUUCCAGCUGGAGUCUGACCUCCGCAAGAUCGGAAACCAGCCCGAAGUGAUUUACAGAUAUCUGAGGCAAAUCAAACCUGAGGCAUAUGCAAACAUUUUCCACAAUUCCCUGGAGCCUGACAUUCUCAAUCAGAUCCUGAGGACGCUGCAUGCUUUCUAUAUCAAGAAUGAAGCCCCGUCCAUCACACUGGAGAUCCUCAGGAGUCUGGCAAGUGUGAGGCGCUUCGACAUGGCUGUCAUGUUCCUGUCGUCCCAGGAGAAGAAAGUGCUCAAAGAACUGUUUGACUUCCUUCACCGAGCUGAGCUGGACGAAUCAUCUGUCACAGCCUUACAGAGGAAAUAUGGUGUGUGACGCCGCACGUUCUAAAGACUUUUCAUCUCAACACAAAGUGCUACAUUAUUUUCAAAGCCAAUAAAGCAUUGUAGUUAUACUCUAAUGCAGAAUAAAUUAUCAUUUAAUUCACUUUAAUUACAUUGGACUGCUGUGUUAUGGCUCUGAUUAGAUUCUAUUCUAUUAAAGUUGGAAAUUCCCAAAUUGUAGACUGUAACCCUGAACAUGAUGCAUUUAAGUGUUACAGGAACAGUUCUCCCCAAAGUCAAAUAUAUAUUUUUCCUCUUACUUGUAGUGCUGUUUAUCAGUCUAGAUUGUGCUGGUGUGAGUUGCAGAGUGUUGGAUAUAUCUGCUGUAGAGAUGUCUGCCUUCUCUCUAACAAAAUGGAACAAGAUGGCACUCAGCUUGUGGUGCUCAAAGCACCAAAUAAAUACAUUUGAAAAACUCAACAACAACGUCACUUUCCAGAAAUCCUGACCCGCUUACUCAAGAUAAUCCACAGACCUUGUUGUGAGCAGUUUCAUGUAGGAACUAUUUUCUUUCUACCGAACUACACCCACCAACUCUAUCACUGUGCAGAACCAAGCAUAUAUCUACUGCUAGCUCAUGUGGCACCACUGAGCUAGCUAACGUGACAGUUCAGUCGAGGAGGAAGCCAUUAAUAUUAACAUUUAGAGCUGUCACAAUUACAAGCCUCUUGUCCAUGAGUAGAUGCACACUUCCUUCUGUGGGUAGAAAGAAUAUGGUUCCUACAAUUACUCAAGAUAAUCCCUAGCAGAAUUAUGUAGGAACUAUUUUCUUUCUACCCAACUACACCCACCAACUGUAUUACCCUGCAGGAGGAAGCGUGCAUCUACUAAUGGACAAUAGGCUCGUGCUUGUGACAGUGCAAGAUGUUAACAUUGAUGGCGUCCUCCUUGGCUGAGCUAUGACGUUAGCUAGCUCAGUGGUGCUAGGUGAGCUAGCAGUAGAUGCAUGCUUCCUUCUGUGCUGCGAUAUGGUUGGUGGGUGUAGUCCGGUGGAAAGAAAAUAUAUGAAACAGCUCACAACAAGGUCUGUGGAUUAUCUUAAGUAACUGGGUCAUGAUUUCUGGAAAGAGACAUUGAUGUUGAGUUUUUCAAAUGUGUUUUGUGUUUUUUGGCACUGUAAGCACCACAAACCAAGUGCCAUCUAGUUCCAUUAUAUUACACAGAAGGCAGACAUCCCUACGGCUGAUAUCUCUGACAUUCGGCAACUCACACCAAAACAAUCUAGACUGAAAAAUAGCACUACAGGUAAGAGGGAAAAUGUGCACUUUUGAUUUUGGGGUGAACUGUCCCUUUAAAGCUGAUAAAAACAGAGACUUUCUGUGUCGAGACCUGUUAGUUGUGCAGCAGCUUAUGUCAUAAAAAUCUGCAACUUUGCUGCACAACUGUUUCCAUAAGUGUAUAAGCAUGCAAUGCUGGCAGUAUGUUUUUUUUUAUCAGAAGAACUACAUCUUAAAGGGGAUUAUACCCCAACAGAAGCGAUGUUCUGUAAUGUUUAUAAGUAAGGUAGUUUUGAAAAAGUUUCCAGCUUUCCAAAACAUUCUUGAAUGCAGCGCAAGUAUGGAUUAGUCUCUGUGAGUACUCUGCCCUGUAUAAAUGUUCCUCUCAUUCUGCCACAAAAAAAUAUUUUAUCUGCUAAACUGGCUCCGUUUGACCGCAUGAGAGAGGAGUCACAAGUAUUCUGCUCAUACAGAUGUUAGUCUCUUUCAAGGAACUAAACAAAUAAAGGUGUAUUUUGUAACAUG